AUGGACAGCCCUUACGCCUCCAGCACCAACCCGUCUUCGGGCUCUGCGCCUGAUAAUGCCCCUCAGGCUAAUGAUUAUCGGAUCCGACGUCGAGCCCAGGAAAGUUUGAGGGGGCCUGGCGCUUCCGAAAAUAGGUCCAGCCCAGCGCCUGAGGAUCUAGAGGAUGUCCCGCUUGAGGAUGACAACUCUGACCAGGAAGAGCGUGAGGAAGGGUACGACAUCCUCGACGGGGCGCUCGUUCGAGGGGCGAUGCAUCGAGAUCGCUCCAUGAACGAACUCGCCCCUGACGAGGACUCUGAUGACGAAGAACCCUCAUCGGAGGAGCUCCAGUUCGACGACGCUGGAGUGGUAGGGUACUUUGGCGCUGCGAUGCUCAGCGAGACUGAAGAGGCGCAUAGCCAGAGCACCUCUCAGAUCAUCCAGAACCCUUCUGGCACAAGCGUCCCUCAAGGAGUUCUUGCUGCAACCGCACAGAUUGCGCAGAACAACCUCGUUAGGUCAUACGACAACCUUGCCGGCGGGCUCACCUACACUGCCCAGCGUGCCCAAGAUGCCCUGGCGACCACUGCCCAGGCAGGGGGCCAUCUAGCUCAAGGGGCCCGGCAUGCUGGCAAUGGUGUCGCGAUUUGGGCUCAGGAACGAUGGCCCAACAUGCCUCGUGUACUCAACCGUAGGGUGUUGGGUUCUCUGGCCGAGAUUGUGAUGGAGGGUGUUCAAGCCUUGCCACCUUCGGACUCCAUCAUUCGCCCACAAGGACGGCGAUGA
Molecule: messenger RNA, 765 nt
Organism: Fusarium subglutinans
Lineage: Eukaryota; Fungi; Ascomycota; Sordariomycetes; Hypocreales; Nectriaceae
Exons: 2
Coding region: 1-765 (254 amino acids)
Source: RefSeq, a predicted model, not a curated record